AUGAUAUUCUACAAAGAUAAAGACGCGAUUCCUCUAUAUGUGUGCGUGAAAAAGAAUAAAGAUAAAGGAAAGACAAAUCUUGUCAGUGAUGGUGAUGAUGAUGAGUUUGGUUGUGAUGAUAGUGGUUUUGAUAGAGGAAGCUUUUAUGAUAACUAUUUUGGUUGUCAUAUAAUUGAACAAGUUUCAAAUGAAGAUCUAGUGCAGAACAAUGGAGACAUCAUUGGUUCCAAUCCAACACCAAAUGAUAUAGUACACGAGGGAGGUGACAAUGUACUCGAGGAAUGUGAUAAAUUAGUUGAAGAAAAUAACAAUGUAACUGAAGGAGGUCACAAUGUAGUCGAGAGCGGCCAGAUCAUCCCUUAUCAAAAUUUUGAUAUUGGAGAAUUUACCAGAGAAGAAAGUCAAGAUAGUGGGAGACAUGAUGGAUCUGAUUUAAAUGUGGGUCGACACUUUGCAAGUAAGGAUGAAUUGAGUUAUUAUCUUAGUGGUAUUGCCAUUAAUGGGAGAUUUGAAAUGAGAACAAUAAAAUCAAACAAGUCAUUGAAGGAAGUUCGUUGUAUUAGUGAAAAUUGCUUAUGGCGAGUACGUGCUACAAAGAUGAAAGAUUCAGAAUUCUUUGUCAUUCGAAAAUACCAUGGUCUUCACACUUGCUCACUGAUGAACCGAAAUGCCAAUCAUAGACAAGCAUCCAGUCGUGUUAUUGGUGCUCGUGUCCAAGGACACUUCAAGAACAGUAAGGAUCCACUCUACCCUAGAAGCCUCACGGGAUUCAUGCGCGAGGAAAUGAAAGUUCAAGUCAGUUAUUGGAAGGCUUGGAAAGGAAAACAAUGGGCUCAAAAUCUGAUCAGAGGAAUAGCAAAAGAAAAAUUUUCCUUGCUCCUUUCAUAUUGUCAUAUUUUGAAGCAGGUAAAUCCAAGCACAGUUACCCACAUUGAACUUGAUUCAGAAAAUACGUUCAAGUACUUUUUUAUGGCAUUGGGAGUGGCUAUAAGAGGGUUCACCUACAUGAGGAAAGUAAUUGGUAUAGAUGCGACUUGGAUCAAAACUAAGCAUAAGGGUGUGUUAUUAGUAGAAACUACACAAGAUAGUGAAUAUCAUACUUACCCCAUUGCAUGGGGUUUGGUUGAUAGUGAGAAUAACGCUUCAUGGACAUGGUUCUUAGAGAAGUUGAAGGAGUUGAUACCUGAUAGCUCAGACUUGUGUUUUAUUUCUGAUAGACAUCAAAGUAUCGAACAUGCAGUGCGUCGUGUUUAUGUUAUGGCUUCUCAUGGGGCAUGCUAUUGGCACGUAAAGCAAAAUAUAAAACAUCGUUUCAAAAGUGCUGCUUCGUCUAAAUUGUACAAGAAAGUUGCAAUUGCAUACCUUAUCGAAGAGUUUAAUAAACAUUUUGACCAUAUUCGCAAAAUAUAUCCACGUGUUGCUAAGUAUCUUGAGAAUGAUGUCAAGUUCAAAAAGUGGUCGAGAGCACAUUUUGGUGGUAAUCGGUAUGAAGUUAUGACCACUAACAUAGUUGAGACUGUGAAUAAUUUGAUGUGA
Messenger RNA from Humulus lupulus (European hop), 1536 nucleotides. RefSeq lists its product as uncharacterized. The transcript has a single exon. The coding region runs from base 1 to 1536 and encodes 511 amino acids. The record is from RefSeq and is a predicted model, not a curated record. NCBI's taxonomy places the organism in Eukaryota, Viridiplantae, Streptophyta, Magnoliopsida, Rosales, Cannabaceae.